AUGCUGCUCACAUUUGACAGCUCUGAUAGCUCGGUGUUUGGCCAGCGUUUGGAUGAGACCGUGGCCUAUGAGCAGAAAUUUGGCCCCCACCUGGUGCCCAUCCUCGUGGAGAAGUGUGCUGAGUUCAUCCUCGAACAUGGCCUGAAUGAAGAGGGCAUCUUCCGGCUGCCUGGGCAGGACAACCUGGUGAAGCAGCUCAGAGAUGCUUUUGACGCAGGGGAGAGGCCCUCCUUUGACAGAGAUACAGAUGUGCACACGGUGGCCUCCCUAUUAAAGCUCUACCUCCGAGACCUCCCAGAGCCUGUGGUUCCCUGGAGCCAGUAUGAGGGAUUCCUGCUCUGUGGGCAACUCAUGAAUGCAGAUGAGGCAAAGGCUCAGCAGGAGUUGAUGAAGCAGCUCUCCACCCUUCCUCGAGACAACUACAGCCUCUUGAGCUACAUCUGCAGGUUCCUACAUGAAAUCCAGCUGAACUGUGCUGUGAACAAGAUGAGCGUGGAUAACCUGGCUACUGUGAUUGGUGUGAAUCUUAUCAGGUCAAAGGUAGAAGACCCUGCUGUGAUUAUGAGGGGGACUCCUCAAAUCCAAAGAGUGAUGACCAUGAUGAUCAGAGACCAUGAGGUCCUCUUCCCCAAGUCCAAGGAUGUACCCCUGUCACCCCCGGCUCCCAAAAAUGACCCCAAGAAACCUCCAGUGGCUCGAAGCUCUGUGGGCUGGGAUGCCUCUGAGGACGUCCCAAUUUCUAGGACAGACAGCUUCAGUAACACGGCCAGCGACUCAGAAGCAACCAGCCCCACUGAACAACAGCCAAGUGACAUGUUUCCGGAACACAGCAGCAAAACUCCCAGGGAAAAGCCAGGAGAUUGGAAGCUGCAAUCACGAAAAAGGACUCAGACCCUCCCUAAUCGAAAAUGUUUCUUAACAGCAGCUUUUCAAGGUGCCAACAGCAGCAAAGUGGAGAUCUUUAAAAAUGAGUUCUGGUCCUCGUCUUCAGAGGCGAAGGCCGGGGAGGGGCAUAGGAGAACACUGUCUCAAGGUGUGCAGAACUUUUCUGAUGCCCAGAGGACUUCCACCUACGAUAACAUCCCUACCCUGCCAGGGUCCCCUGAGAAUGAAGCAGGUGCACUCGCUUCCCAUGCCUGCGACUCCAAGAGAGAUAGUCUUUCGAGCCCAAACUCUGAAACCGGGCCUGGGACAAAGAACUCUGGAGAAGAGGGACUGGAGUCUUUGCAAAAGACGGUCCAGGAGCUGCAAAAGGAAAUAGAAACACAGAAACAAGACUAUGAGGAACAGAUUAAAAGCCUUGAGAAGGAAAAUUAUGACGUCUGGGCUAAGGUGGUGAGGCUCAAUGAAGAACUGGAGAAGGAAAAGAAGAAGUCUGCAGCCUUGGAAAUCAGCCUCCGCAACAUGGAGCGCUCCCGGGAGGAUGUUGAGAGGAGGAACAAAACCUUGGAAGAAGAAGUCAAGGAAUUUGUCAAAUCGAUGAAGGAGCCCAAGGCUGAUGCAUGAGAAUCCCAGGAGUACAGGGGAAGCAGCCCACAGAGGCCCAACACUGCUCCCUUUUUCCUUGCUAUGUGACAGCUGGGAAGCAAAAUUACUCCCUAAGAAGAGAGGACAUUUGGGAGGAAAACAUCACAUUUCCCAGUAAAUAAAUCAGUGGAAUUUGCAGGAAGAUAAGGGUGAGCAGGGACAAAGGUGGACAUCCGUUACCGCCGGAGGCUGUGUUCAAAAGGAUUGUAUUAUUCCACUGUCGUCUCAGGCUGAGUGACUUGGAACUUUCUCUGGCUGGAUGGCUAUGUCCGAUGGAGACAUUUGAGCCAGGUCACAUCUCAGGACCCAGGGAACAGGCUGUCCCCAAUUGAAGCUGGACUGAGGCUUAGUUCUUUGUUGUCUAGGUGUGGAACAACUCACCUAGUCACAUGGCCACGGGGCAUCUCUGAGACAGAAAGGCUGAAAUUGACCUUCAGCUUCUGAGUGCUCACCAUGGUUUUGAGGGGCUGCCCUUACUAAAGCCAGAGCCCCAUUCUAACACUUCCCAAUGAUGCUCCAUCUCCAGGAGCUGGAAGCUCAAAAUUAUUAGUAGACUAAGAGAAAAUGAGCAAUAAACUGUAUUUAUGAAAGCAACAUACAUGAGAAAAUUAUAUUCAAAUAAAGUAACACAAUAAAUAAA
Molecule: messenger RNA, 2167 nt
Organism: Myotis brandtii (Brandt's bat)
Lineage: Eukaryota; Metazoa; Chordata; Mammalia; Chiroptera; Vespertilionidae
Gene: ARHGAP25
Product: Rho GTPase activating protein 25
Exons: 8
Coding region: 1-1506 (501 amino acids)
Biological process (GO): negative regulation of small GTPase mediated signal transduction; actin filament organization; signal transduction
Cellular component (GO): phagocytic cup
Molecular function (GO): GTPase activator activity
Source: RefSeq, a predicted model, not a curated record